Molecule: messenger RNA, 713 nt
Organism: Phasianus colchicus (ring-necked pheasant)
Lineage: Eukaryota; Metazoa; Chordata; Aves; Galliformes; Phasianidae
Gene: HSCB
Product: HscB mitochondrial iron-sulfur cluster cochaperone
Biological process (GO): [2Fe-2S] cluster assembly; protein complex oligomerization
Cellular component (GO): mitochondrion
Molecular function (GO): protein-folding chaperone binding; ATPase activator activity
Source: RefSeq, a predicted model, not a curated record
AUGCGGGCGGCGCUGCGGCAGCACUUCGACCGGGCGCGGCGGGCGCUCCGCGUCUCCGAGGCGGCUCCGCGGCCGCGCUGCGUCGGGCCCGGCUCCGCCCCGUCCCCGCGGUGCUGGAGCUGCGGCGGCGCUCUCUCCGGCGUCGAUGCGGUGCCGCACUUCUGCCCCCGCUGCCGGGCCCUGCAGCCGCCGGAGCCUCGGCCCGACCUCUUCCGUCUCAUGGAGUGUGAGCGCUCCUUCCGCCUCGACGCGCAGCGGCUGCAGCGGCGGUUCCGGAGCCUUCAGCGCGCGCUGCACCCCGACCGCUUCGGCCGCAGACCGGCGCAGGAGCAGCACUACUCGGAGCAGCACUCCUCCCUCAUUAACAAGGCCUACCAGACGCUGCUGCACCCCCUGAGCCGCGGCCUCUACCUGCUGGAGCUGAACGGGGUGGAGCCGGCACAGGAGACGGACUGUGAUGCAGAUUCGGAGUUUCUCAUGGAAAUCAUGGAAAUCAAUGAGAAAUUAGCAGAGCCUAAGAACGAUGAGAUCCUUGGAGAAAUAGAAACUUUAAUUAAAGAUAGACAAGAAGAACUGACCAAAGAGGUGACUGCAGCUUUUGAAAGAGAUGACCUACAGGAAGCUAAGAAGCUUCUAGCCAAAAUGAAGUACUUUGCAAACUUAGAGGACAAACUAAAGAACAAGAAGAUCCCUUCCUGAUAGUGCCUCCUUUA